Messenger RNA from Strongyloides ratti, 1728 nucleotides. Its product is annotated as FI21212p1. Gene Ontology annotation, cellular component: extracellular matrix. NCBI's taxonomy places the organism in Eukaryota, Metazoa, Nematoda, Chromadorea, Rhabditida, Strongyloididae. Gene Ontology annotation, molecular function: metalloendopeptidase activity; zinc ion binding. The transcript is spliced from 5 exons. The record is from RefSeq and is a predicted model, not a curated record. Bases 1 to 1728 code for a protein of 575 amino acids. Gene Ontology annotation, biological process: extracellular matrix organization; collagen catabolic process; proteolysis.
AUGAUAAUUCCCAUAAUAUUGUCAAAUGAAUCUAAUGAAAAGGGUAUUAUUAUUAAUAAAGAAAAAGAAUUACAGAAUCAUUUUAAUACAAAAAUUAUCAAUCUAAUUGAUGAUGAAUAUAUUAGUAGUGGUAAAAGUAAUGUGUCAAAAUAUGAUUUAAAAUUUAAUAGAUCAGAGGAGGACGCCAUUAAAUUUCUUCAUCGCUUUGGUUAUUUGAAAAGUGUCAAAUUAAAGGACAAAAAUAAUGAUACUAAAAGAAGGCGACUUAGGCGUGCAAUUGCAAAAUUUCAAAAAUUUGUUGGAUUAAAUAAAACUGGGCAUCUGGAUAAUGAAACAAUUAAAUUAAUGAAAAAAGGCAGAUGUGGAAAUAAGGAUAUUUUUAAAAAAGAACGAGGAAGAAGAUAUGUUUUUGAAGGAUCUCAUUGGGGUAAAAUAAAUAUAAGUUGGACAAUAUCACAACAUUCUUCUAAAUUUCCAAGACAUCUUGUUUAUAGAACUUUAACAAGAGCAUUUGGUGUUUGGCAACAAGAUACACCAUUAACAUUUUUAUAUAUUAAAAAUGGACCAGCUGACAUUAAAGUAGGAUUUUAUAAAAGAAAACAUGGAGACGAUGAAGAUUUUGAUGGACCAGGAGGUAUAUUAGGACAUGGAUAUUUUCCAAGAUAUGGUGGUGAAGUUCAUUUUGAUGAUGAUGAAUAUUUUUCUAUUGGUUAUCAUCAUCAUGGUAUUAGUCUUUUUUCAACAGCUGUUCAUGAAAUUGGUCAUUCUUUAGGAUUAAAACAUUCAUAUCGUCAUGAUAGUAUAAUGAGACCAUUUUAUCAUCUUAGUCCAUUAAAAUAUUUAAAAUUAGGAAGAGAUGAUAUUGAAGGUAUUUUUCAUAUUUAUGGUAAAUAUUUAAAGGUAUCAUCUAAAAAUAAUUUACAAUAUAUUUAUAAAAAUAAUUAUUAUUUUAAUAAAAAUAAAAUACCACCUAUGGUAGAUAAAGAAAAAGAUAUUAUAUCAUUAAAUAAAAAUUUCCCUAAAACAAAAUAUUCUUAUCAAUCAGAAGGAAAUUUAAAACAAGAGAUAAACAAUCUCCCAACAAUAAUGAAUAUGAAAUCAUAUAAUAUAAAAAUGAGACAUCCUAAUUUAUGUAAAGAUUCAUCAAUUGAUGCAAUAGUAGAAUUAUUUAAUGAAACAGUUAUUAUAUUUAAAGAUAAUUGGAUGUUUCAUUUAGAAAAUUCUAAAAUAAACCCAUCAAAAACAAAACGUAUUUCUGAUUUUUGGCCAUCUAUAACGGGUAAGAUAGACGGUAUAACGAUGGAUAGUAAUGGUGAUUUUUAUAUGUUUCAACAAAAUAAAUAUUGGAUACUUGAUAGAAAUUUUGUAAUAAGAAAAAAUUAUCCAAAUUUAAUUUCAAGAGGUAUACCUAAUCUUGGUAGUGAUAGUGUUGAUGCUGUAUUUCAUUUUUAUCUUAAUGAAUUACCAUAUAUAUUUAAAAAUGAUACAUAUUGGAUAUUUAAAUCUAAUCAACGUCAUCCAAGUAUUAAAAAACCAAUAUCAAGUAUAUUUAAAAAUUGUGGUGAUUGUAAAAUUCCAUCAAAAAUAGAUGCAGCAUACUCUUCAUCAAAUGGAUUAAGUUAUAUAUUUGUUGGUAAAGAAUACUAUCGUCUUCAAAAUAAACAUCCAUUAAGGAUAGCAAGUGGUUUUCCACAAGAUAAUGCCAAACAUUUUUUUGGAUGCAUUUAA